This is a messenger RNA of Balaenoptera acutorostrata (minke whale), 10437 nucleotides long. RefSeq names its product phosphoprotein membrane anchor with glycosphingolipid microdomains 1 (gene PAG1). Gene Ontology annotation, cellular component: plasma membrane; membrane raft. NCBI's taxonomy places the organism in Eukaryota, Metazoa, Chordata, Mammalia, Artiodactyla, Balaenopteridae. The record is from RefSeq and is a predicted model, not a curated record. Gene Ontology annotation, biological process: negative regulation of T cell activation; intracellular signal transduction. The transcript has 10 exons. Bases 567 to 2126 code for a protein of 519 amino acids.
CCCCGCGCCCCGCACGGCUGCACCGCCUCGGCGCUUGUCAUUCUCCGCGGCGCGGCGGCGAGUGCUGACUGCGGUGCGUGCCUGCCUUCCCGCUCGCUUGUCGGCGCGCCCGCGAUGUGAUCGACCUCCUGGGAGCGGGCUGGCAGCUCUCCCCGCUACAGCGCCUCGGCUUUUCCCUGGCCGCCUUCCUUGUUGAGCCCCGAUUCCCUCGGAGCCGGAGACACGCACCAGGGGCUCGAAGCGCCGCACUCCGGGGCUGGCGGCAGCUGCAGCGCUCGGGACCGCGCGGCCGGGUGCAACCUCUGUCGUCGCCGCCGCCGCGCUUGGCACCGCGGAGCCAAGGCGGCUGGUGCAGAGCGGUAGCACCUCGCCCCGCACCCGCCGCCGCCCGGGCAGUGCGGGGCCGCGGCGCUCUGUGCGCAGCGGGAGCGCGGUGCCCCCCGAAGGCUCCCUGUCGCCUGCGUCCCAAAAGCACGAGGUCAUUCUCUUGUUUCAGCCGGUGAGUGCAGCUUCAGAGCUGGGAGAGAGUGAUUGCAAGGAGUGGAAUUACUGGGUAAAAUCACUCGAUGUUUCACUUUUUGAGGAACAAGCAGGCUGUUUUCAAAGUGGCUGUACCAUUUUACAUCCCCAUCAGCCAGGCCAAGAAGGACGGGAGAACAUUCACCACCACAACGUUUCAAAGGGAAUACAUUGCCAGCAUUUUGAAUACUUAUUUGGACAAACAUUUCUUCAAGGAGGACGCAGCCCUCUGCCCUCAUGUCGCCACCUUGGAAGGACUAACCAAAUCCAGCAGCCUGUGCCACUUCCCACCCACUAUGGGACCAGAGGGAAGCUUGCUGAGUGGGGGACAAAUGCAGAUCACCCUGUGGGGAAGCCUGGCAGCUGUGGCCACCUUCUUCCUCAUCACCUUCCUCAUCUUUCUGUGCUCCAGUUGUGACAGAGAAAAGAAGCCGAGACAGCACAGCGGAGACCAUGAGAACCUGAUGAACGUGCCUUCCGACAAGGAGGUAUUCAGCCGUUCAGUUACCAGCCUGGCCACAGAUGCACCUGCCAGCAGCGAACAGAAUGGGGCACUCACCAACGGUGACAUUCUUUCAGAAGACAGCACCAUGACCUGCAUGCAGCAUUACGAGGAAGUCCAGACCUCAGCUUCAGAUCUGCUGGACUCCCAGGACAGCACAGGGAAGCCAAAGUGUCAUCAGAGCCGGGAGUUGCCCAGAAUUCCUCCUGAGAGUGAAGUGGACACGACGCUCAAUGGAGAAAGCGCGGACGGGGACCAGGGUCUGGGGAUGGAGGGGCCGUAUGAAGUGCUCAAGGACAGUGCCUCACAAGAAAAUAUGGUGGAGGACUGCUUGUAUGAAACCGUGAAAGAAAUUAAGGAGGUGACGGCCGCUGCCCACUCAUCUCGGGGCCACAGCAGCAGGUCGAAGUCAACUUCCACUGUGAAGGAGCUUCCGGGGCCCCAGGCCAGUGGCAAAACAGACUUUGCCGAAUACGCCUCUGUGGACAGAAACAAAAAGUGUCGACAAAGUGCUAAUGCAGAGAGUAUUCUUGGAGAUCCAUGUGAUCCAGAAGAGGAGGCUCCACCCCCUGUCCCCAUUAAACUUCUGGAUGAAAAUGAAAACCUUCAGGAGCAGGCAGAGAGUAAAGCAGGAGAAGAAGGAGCCGCCGAGGGGACCAGUGAAACCAACAAGAGAUUUAGUUCGUUGUCAUACAAGUCCCGGGAAGAAGACCCAACUCUCACAGAAGAAGAGAUCUCGGCAAUGUAUUCCUCAGUACAUAAAAAAGGACAGCCAGGGAACAAAUCAGGACAGUCACUUAAAGCACCAGAGUCCACCUAUACCUCCAUCCAAGGAGCCGCUCCGAGGUCGCCCUCUUCCUGUAACGAUCUCUAUGCUACUCUUAAAGACUUUGAGAAAAUUCCCAACAGCGUCAUCACUCCUCCAGCAGCAGGGAGGCCCAGCGGCGAGGAGCCCGAGCCAGAUUACGAAGCAAUACAGACUCUAAACAGAGAGGAAGAGAAAGCUGCCCCGGAGACCAACAGCCACCACGGCCUUUUCCCCAAGGAGAGUGACUACGAGAACAUCGGGGACCUGCAGCAAUGCCGAGACAUCACCAGGCUCUAGCAGCCCGGAAGACAGCCCAGCCAGCGUAGGACCGGCCGGCGCUGCUGCAGAGCACAAGAAGCGGUGUCAACCACGCUUCAUAUGCUGCUUUCGGAAAUGGAAGGUGACUGGAGGUGCCGAAACUGCUUCUCAGUUUGGGGAACAGUGAGGCACACACCCUACUGCCAGGGCACUGGCACACCCAAGCACACUUCCCUCAUAUGCCCACACCCUCUGGAAGGAUCCCAGCUGUCAGUGGUCUCACCCUCUUUGUGAAGAAAGCCACCCAGCAAGGAAGAACAGCACUCAUCAAAAAUCACAGCUGACCUGCCUGAAACACUGCCACUCACAGGAGCCGGCUUUCUCUCCCUCUCUCCCCUUUCUGCUGCCUGCUACUAAUGGUAAAAUGAAUGGCUUUCUUCCCCUUGAAAUCUUCCGAUUUAUCAUGGUUCAUUCCAAGGAUAUUCUCCCACCAGCCUGGCCUUUGCCUUCAACGUGGGUGUUUUUCGAUGGUAAGAAAUUUUGGUUGCUGCUUUCCUGCCACUCCCCAGUCCCCUUCCAGCAGCUGCCCCUGGGAACCGGGCCCGGCCGGUGGGUAGGAUUGGAGAUGCCCCUGGAGCUUCUUAGCUCUUUAUUCCUUCCGAUUUGGGCAGUCCAUGUCAGCAGCCUUUCCCAAAGUACUUGAAGUCAUUGUUAGAUGCUUUAUUUUAUUUUUAUAGUCAAAAUGGUUUUUUCCCCAGUAUUUGAAACUCUUCAGAGCCUUUUCAGUAUUUUCAAUGAAUAUCGCGGUACUUCCAUACUUCUUUUAGCCCAGAGCUCAUUCCUCCAAAACAGAGAGCCUUAAUCUCUAUGUUGGGACACAGACCACGUGUUUGGAUGGCAGCCACGGCUUCCAUUUCCCAAGGGCUGUGAACUUGAAUGUGUAUUUCUGAUGAUCCCCGCUGCCACACCAGCCGUGCGGGAUUUCAUACACGAACUGCUCCCAUAAGGUAAUCUAUCUGAGAUUAAAAUAUAAACAUUUAUUUUUGUUAUAUAAAUUUAUAAGGUAUUUUAUGUUUAACGCCUAAUUUCUAGAAAGUGCCAGAUAAAAUGUAUAUUAACUAUUUUGAUUUGAUGUACAAUGAUUUGUAUUCUCAUUUUGAAAAGACACCAUAAAGCACAUAAGCUGGAUAAUUAUGAGUAGUUGUUACCUUUUUUCUAACCAAGUGUUGAAAACACUGAAGGUUUUUAAAGACUUGACUUUUCAAAUGGUACUUGGAGCUCCUGGUCAAAUCAUCUGGCUCGCUGGAGAAAUAAGUGGAAUAAACAUAAAUGACCAUUUUCAAUGGUUUGUGGUGGGAAGUACUGAAAUAUCGUUACGUUUUAGCUACUUUUUUAAGAAGAAGGUGAUGAAUUCUGCAGCCUGGUGCUUGCAAAUGUAAAUUGCCUAUUGGGACUUUUUUUUCCCCUUCAUUUUACAAAAAUCAGUUGCUGAAAUUACUCAGAUUGAGAGCUCAGCCUGGUUUGAAUUUAAUCAUCUCUCUAGAUUUUAUAAGGCCAACAUUGGGAAGCUUGUUCACUUUUCAUUUUAAAAUGAACCUGGUUGAAGUGCUAUUAUGCAGUGUGGGCUACAGAAAAGGAGCUUUUCCUACACUGCUAAAGAAAAAUAAAAAGAGGCAAUUAUUCUGUACUGCUGUGACAUCUGUGACUUUUCAGAUUGAAUAAUCUUGCUGUUUUCACUCAUUAUGAUAAAGAAUGCAAUUGGGAGGGUGAAGCAUCUUGAAAAUUGUAGGGACCAGCUCCCGGGCAUGUUUUUUCCAUUCCUUGCAUUCAUGGCUUGAUUUUUGUGACUGCUCUGUAAUAUGUUUCUGAAAUUGUAAAGUAGCUCGGUUGGGGUAAAUUGGUUGGUUGUCGUUAUUUUUCAGUCAGCCUGGUCUCUCCCAUGAAGACUUCAUGUGUAUAAGCACAAUCAUCAUUGAUCAAAAGAUCAUGGCAGAAUAACCUUGGAUUAGGGAGAAGUUUAUCUGGAAGGUGCAAGGCCCCAUGCUCUCUGAAUUCACAUCCUUUGUAAGCACUGGUUCGCCCAGUGAGUCUCAUUGCUUAGUAUGAAUGAGUUUGACCCGACAAUCUUGACUUUGUGGGGUUGCUUUGUACCUGGUGACAGCCGUGUCACACUGCACACCUAGCAUUGUGCAUGCUGCAGGCUUGUCCCUUAGGAGCCCCUGGCUGCUCAAAAGUUGUAAUUCAUGAUGUCUUACUUAUUGCCAGGGAAGUGGGUAUGAUCUCUAAAGGGUAAAACCGUUUCUAGGUAGAGAAGCUCUUUAUAAAUAGUCAUAUCAUCUUGAAAUUUCAUUAUCAGAAUCCCCCCAGCAGUUUCAAAACCAAGGCUAUGCCUUAUGGCCAUAAAGUAUGCAAUGAAAUAUCUCUCUUGACUUGAAAACCUGUGCUAAGAAUAAGUUGUGAUGUAAAGUAUUAAAAGGAACUCUAAGGCCCUCCAGAACAAAUCCUAAAAGAAUAAGUGAUAGCACAGUCCAUGAGUGUCGGGGGGAGGGAGAAGCAGAAUAAACUUCAGGAGAUGGCUCUGCUCUUUAGAACACUGGGUAACUUACUGAAGUAUAUUUAUUGAUGUAGCAUCACAGUUUGGACCCUAAAGUACAGUAUUUCAUAAACUUCAUCCCUUUUUACUUUAUUUGUUGAAAGUUUGUGCUAGAAUCUUUGAGUUGGAAGCCUAUGGCUUCUUUUUAAAAAAGUUUCAUCUUGAAUUAAAUGCUACAUAGUUUAAAUAUAUGAAAGGAUAUUAUUUAAAAAAAAGAGUUUACUAUAUCUUUAAAAUUUUGACACCCAUAUUAUGUAUGCAUUCAACUAUAAUAACCUAGGUAGGUGAAAUUAUACAAAAAGAUAAAAAUAAGUUUUAGGAAAUUUUUUUGAUCAUAUAAAUCAGAAUUAUAAACCUAUCUUGCCUAAAAGUAGGAUCUUUGUUUUUAUUCAGAUAUUUUGAAAGUUUUGAAGAAUUUUUUUGUGCUGCUUUUACUAUUUCUCAAAUAUUGUCAGCAGGGAAGUGUAACCUGUUUUAUGUGAAAUGUUUGAGGAAAUCUUAAAUUCUAGAAGAAAGUAAUUUUUGCAAAUAUGUUUGCGACAAAUUUUUUUUCCUGCCCUGCAUUAAAUUACAUCAUUAGGGCUAUUAAAGCUUUUGAGGGUACCACUCUUUGUGGGAAAAAGGCUAAUUACUGAUUCCUCUGCCCUUAAAAUCCAAGAGUUAAUUCUAAUUGAGUGCUAAAUUAACAAUAAGUAAACACAAAGAACUGAAAUUUAACCUCAGCAUGUCACUAGAUCUGUUUCUCAUAUUUGAUUUUCAUUUUUCGAAUUAGAGCAUUUACUUACUUUUACCAGUAACUAUAUAAAAAAUAUAUAUAUAUGUUGUAUAUAUAUGAUGUUGUAUAUAUAUAUAUGAUACACACACACAUCCAUAUAUACACAUGUAUAUAUAUAAAGUCGCUCUGGUGCUUAAUUAAUUAGGAUACAUCCUGUCAUUUAUUUUGAGUGUUUAUCCUACUAGUGUAAUGACUAUUGUCAUAAAAGCAGAAUAGAAGAAACAGUUCUCCAAUCAUUUUCAUUUGGUAAUUACAGGAAAACCAUCUUAAGUUGCCCUCAUUGCAUUUUUCUAGUUAAUGAAUUCAGAUUUUAAAUUAGGUCCAUCAUUCUCUUAGCUGAAAAACAGUGGUACGUUUAAAUAGUUUUAUUCAUGCGACUCCCUACAGAUUCCACCUGACAAAAGGAAAUGAAAAUAGGUGUCCUCUUCAGACAGGCGUUUGAGGACAGAUUUGGCCGAAGGCAACAAGAGCCCCGUGAGCCAGGAUGGCUCCAUGGCCAGGUAACCUGCCCACCGGGGGGCAGAAGCAGGGACCCGUUAUUACAUGAGGGCAUUUUAUUUCACUGUCUUCAAAAACCAUGAGAUUUUAGCACAGAAUCAACAGGCAGUGUUGGAGGAUGAGCCACUCUGAGAUGGUGAUGUAACAUGGCUAGAAUCCCAGAGCCUCAGUUCAAGACUGACUUAGGAUUUUGUAAAUGAGUAAUUGCUCCUUGUAAUAGUUGCCAUGAGUCCAUGUGUUCUAGUGAUGCCGUUCUUCUGAAAGUGUUGAUUUCUGGUACCCAGCUAGCUUAGCUUUGGCUGCGGGAAGCACAGUAGGUACCGAUGGUUAUUUCCUGGAAAUCUUGACAGGCUUAUUGUACUGUGUAACUGGGAAAAGUUAAAGUGUAAUGUUUGGUGUUAAUAAGUGACUGAUGUGAAAGUAAGAACAUGUGUCUAUAAUAUCAAAUAUGGCUUUAUUUGCAGGGAAGUCUAAAUUUCUUGUCCUGUAGUAGUAUUUUCUUGCUCUGUGUUGUACCUUUUCUUAAAUACAUUAUUCCUGACAGUAUCAUUAGAUGAGUUGUAUACACUUAGAAAGUGUUUGACUAGAAGAGAUCAAUCCAGAAACUGUGUUAAAUUAGAGUCUUCAUCUGGAAUCACCAAAGUAAAUUAAAUGAAAUCAUGGUCCAGAAGAGAACAAACAUUCAUAAAGGGGUUUUUUUUUCCUACUGCUCAUUUUAAAGUUGUAUUUACAUCCAGUCUCUGAUAUUUAUAAAGUAUUUCAUUGUUUUUCCAGGUUCUUCUUCUAUUUAACUAGGAAAUAGUAGUUCAGAUUUUUCUUAAUGCCAGAUGAAAUGAGAAAUACAAUUUUUGCUUAAAAAAAGGCAAUUUUUUUAAAAGCACUCAAUUUGGUAAUCAUUUAUCUUAAUGCAGUUAGAUUUGACUUUUCUUUGCUCACCACUUAUAUACUGUGGGUGUUUUUUAAAAAUGUACUGUGCUCUGUCUCAGAUCACCUUGUGUAAUGGAUUGUAAAGGUUGGUAAUUGUCAUUCCUCAGACUUCUGUAUAUUAAAUUGGCAACAGUAAAAUAUUUUAAUGUCAUUACCUCUUAAACAUUGCAUUGUAUUAACACGCCUCAUGUUUUCAGGGGGAGUUUGAAAUAUAACUAAACAAAUAGGAAUUUGCAUUUCACUGUGCGUGCAUUUUUUUCCUCAUAAAAAUAGUUUCCCAAAAAGGUGACAUAUUAUCUGUUAGGUGGUCCCAGUCAUGUUCAAAGUCCUCCUGUUACUCAAAAAUAAUUCAUGACAGUUAGCAUCAUUGUGACUCAUUGUCUCAAAAAGGUCUUUGGAAUGGUCAAAUUGUCCAAUUCACAAAAGAGUGGGAAAGUUGUAUUCAAUAUUGGGAACGUUUAAACCUUCUGUCACCUUGCAUAGCACCACCCCGGCCCCUCUGUGUCUGCUACUCCCAGGACAUUCCAUUCCCUCUUUUCUAACACCAGUUACAAUCUUCAGUAUCACAGACCUGGCCUGGCAGCAUGGAACUGUUCCCCAGCACCUCCUGGCACGAAGACAGCUCUGCCCAGCUCACGUUUUCCAGCAUCAUGGGCUAUCUCGAUAAGGCACAGAGCCACCUGGGGAAGCAGAUGCUGGGUGUUACUUGCCAUGAACUUUGCUAAACCAUGUACACUCUUGCCCACAUCUUUCGUGAGAAUGGUUGGCACUAAGGAGCCGUGGAGAAGAACUUUUUAAGAAUUCUGUUGAGGACUCAGACUCAAAGAUGCAGAAAAAUGAGCCCUGCGCUCUAACCAGGUGAGCUCACGGACCCCCUACAAGGUGUUGAGAUUGAAGGGAAAUCACUGGAACAGCAGACCAAUAGCUACCCAUAAAGUAGAAGGGCACGGAUUAUUUUGAGAGGAAAAAAAAAAAAACCUCUUUCCUGUAAGAAUUAAUCACUUCUAAAGUAAAUUAUGUGUAACAUUUCUUAGCCAUGUAGCUAUUGCACCCCACCCCCUGAGAUAGUGCUUAUGAGUUAUGUGAGUUAUAGCUAGUUUGAGCUCCUCUCCAGGUCUCAAGGAAAUGAGAAUGUUCAAGCAUUGAACUCUGGAGUUACCAGAUGUUGAACAUAAGUUGGCCACGUAUAGGCAAAAUCCCUGAUGUUUGGUGAUGUUAGGUGAUCCAGUGGCUGAGGGUCUCGCGUUCUGCACACCUGGGGAUCCAGGAUGUGUUUAGUUUUGAUUUUUUUAAACUUCACUCUCAUCAUAGCUUAUUUGAAUGGGUAUUCUAGAGUGUAAUAUUUUUUUCCAAAUUAACAGAACAGAUAUCUAUUCAUUCUCAUUAUACAUUUUUUUUAAAGGAAUUCCUUUAUUUUUAUUUUUUAUUUAUUUAUUUUUGGCUGUGUUGGGUCUUCAUUUCUGUGCGAGGGCUUUCUCUGGUUGCAGCGAGUGGGGGCCACUCUACAUUGCGGUGCGCGGGCCUCUCACUGUCGCGGCCUCUCUUGUUGCGGAGCACAGGCUCCAGACGUGCAGGCUCAGUAAUUGUGGCUCAUGGGCCUAGUUGCUCCGCGGCAUGUGGGAUCUUCCCAGACCAGGGCUCGAACCCGUGUGCCCUGCAUUGGCAGGCAGAUUCUCAACCACUGCACCACCAGGGAAGCCCUAUACAUUUAAUUCUUAAAAACCUAUCUAGUAUACCAGUUAGGCACCCUUCACAGGACAGUUAAGGCUAAAACAGACAGACCAGUCUUGGCCCCUGGAGCCUGCCUUUCAGAACAGACUUGUUGCAACGUCUGGUUUUAUUUUAUUUUGUUUUGUUUGUUUUUUUAACUCAACAAGUGGGAAACCAUGAGUGUAAACAAACUCUGUCCUUUUCCUUUUUUAAACUUAAGGAGAAAAAGAAAUGUAAUUUUAGCUCCUCAUUUAGGUAGUAAAGGCUUCCCUGACAGACAGCAGUGCCUUUCCCUAGGCGAAGAGACUAGAACCAAAGGCCUGAGUCGGUCUUUGAACAUUCCUUUGACAAGUUUUUGUGUAUUUUUAAUGUCAAACCCAUAGAUGAACCUGACAUGAUGAUCAUGACCCAUCCAGUAAGCGUGCUUGCUUUUUUCGCGUUCAUCUUUUUAAAUAUAAGCUUCUCUGUUUUUCCUGGAACCAUGCUCGAAACUUAACUCCUGUGGGCCACUGCACGGCUGCUUCCUGAUGUCCUGGAGAUUUGGUGGCACCAUCAGCAGUGCUUUGCUCUCAGGGAGAAGCUCGCGGAACAUGUUGGGGAAGUUGAAUUUUACAUCCACGUCAACAGGCGUUUCAAAGAGUCCUGUAUGCCUCAGAUUUUUGACACUUUUUAAAAAUUUUUCUUUAUUUUUUUCUGAGUACCAACUACAUAUUUGAUUCUCAGGGGGUGGGUAGGGCAGGAAUUAGAAGUAAAAUUUGAACUAAGUGAUGCGGGAAAGACUUCCUGCCCCUGUGUGUGUGACUCUGGAAAAUGUUUUAUUCCAAUGCCCUACCUACCACUCUGAGUCUCUUGAGAAGCACACCGUAAAUGUAUAUAAGAUUGAGAAAGAAUAUCUCAAAGACUUAAAUUAUUGUUCAGGUAUUUUCUUCUUUGUAAACUCAGGAAUAAACCUGGUUUGUGCGUGGCAUAAUAUGGCUACUAAAGCUAUAAUCUGUAGGUAACUAGGUGCAUUCUUUCAAAUAUGUUUCAUUCUAACUUUUUUUAAAACUGGGGAAAGAAACUCCUAGUAAUGAAAAAACAAAACCAACAAGAGAAUUCCAUAACCUCUUUCCAGAAGAACAUAGCAUCAGUCUAAUAUCUGCCCCAGAGUGUUUGUUUCUUGCCUAUAGUAUUUCAACAAUUUUUAUGGGAGAAAAAAAUGCACGUUUUUAUGUCUUGGAAAAAUGAAGUAUUGAAUUAAAUUCUCAGAGGGGACAAUUUAGUUUAAAGAGAAGCAUUGGUUUUGGAGAUGAACUCAUGGCUCUGUGGUUCCCGUUCCAGCAUUGACUUUACUGUGUGACCUUGAGCAAAUGAUUAACUACUCUGUGCCUCAGUUUCUCCAUAUACAAAAUGGGGAUAAUGAUACCAACCAUUGCCUACCUCAUAGGGAUGUUAUGGGGACAAAUGAGAUAUAAAUACAAAUGCUUUGAAUUCUGUAAGAAAGGUGCUAUAUAAGUUGAAAUUGUGUUGUUUUUAAUGAUCCAAUUAUUAAUUAUGUUUAGGGUUUAAAUAAUAGCAAUACUGUUAGUCAUGGUAAGAAUAAGUUUCAACUUGAUGCAUAUUUACAAUUCUCUUCUGUGGCCAGAUCUUGAUCAUUUAUCCAGUAAUGGUACCUAAGGAACUGAAAUGGAUAUUUGUUUUCUGUGUAUUUCUGCCCAUAGUAUUUCUAUGCUGAAUGUUCCCAAAAGGCUGGAGUUCAACUUGUCAUAUCUUAUAGUUUACAUGUAAUGAACCUUACUCAAGCUGUAUAUAAAAGUAUAAUUACAUGUAAAUAGCAGGUACAUUGUAAUUAAAGGCACUUAUCAAUU